GGACACCCAUGGGACACCCAGGAGCGCUGGCACUCGCUGCUCUACGACCCCGUCAUCUGCAAGCUCUCGUGCCAGGCCAUGCGCCAGCUGCACCCCGAGGCCGUGGCCGCCAUCCAGAGCAAGGUGCUGUUCAGCAAGGCCGAGGAGCAGCUGCUGACCCGCGUGCCAUCGAGCCCGGUGCCCUCGCUGGACACCUUCCAGGAGCUGCUGCAGCGCCACCCGGCCGUGUUUUACCCUGCCAGGACCCCCAAGGCCCUGCAGCUGCACUGGCAGCUCCUGCGCCAGUACCACCUGCUGCAGGACCAGACAGUGCAGCCCCUGCCCAAGGGGGAUCAGGUGCUGAAUUUCUCCGACGCUGAGGAGCUGCUGGACGAUGGCAAACUCAGGGACGUGCGGGACGAGGUCCUGGAGCACGAGCUGACGGUUGCUGACCGGCGCCAGAAGCGCGAGAUCCGGCAGCUGGAGCAGGAGCUGCACCGCUGGCAGGUGCUGGUGGACUCCAUCACAGGGAUGAGCUCCCCGGAUUUCGACAGUCAGACUCUGGCCGUGCUGCGGGGCCGGAUGGUUCGGUACCUGAUGCGCUCCCGCGAGAUCACCCUGGGCAGAGCCACCAAGGACAACCAGAUCGACGUGGACCUGGCUCUGGAGGGCCCAGCCUGGAAAAUCUCCCGCAAGCAGGGGGUGAUCAAGCUGAAGAACAACGGGGAAUUCUUCAUCGCCAACGAGGGCCGGCGGCCGAUCUUCAUCGACGGCCGCCCCGUGCUGGGGGGCAGCAAAUGGAAACUCAGCAACAAUUCUGUGGUUGAGAUCGCCAGUCUCCGGUUCGUGUUCCUGAUCAAUCAGGAGCUGAUCGCGCUGAUCCGCAGCGAGGCCGCGCGCCUCGGCCACCAGUGACACCAGUACGGACCAGUACGGACCAGUACGGGACUGGGAUCAUCCCAGUGACCUCCCAGUAACACCAGUAUGGGACUGGGAUGGUCCCACUGACACCGGGGACACCAGUACGGGACUGGGAUCGUCCCAGUGACCUCCCAGUAACACCAGUACGGGACUGGGAUCGUCCCAGUGACCUCCCAGUAACACCAGUAUGGGACUGGGAUGGUCCCAGUGACACCAGUAUGGGACUGGGAUGGUCCCAGUAACACCAGUAUGGGACUGGGAUGGUCCCAGUGACACCAGUACGGACCAGUACGGACCAGUACGGGACUGGGAUCAUCCCAGUGACCUCCCAGUAACACCAGUAUGGGACUGGGAUCGUCCCAGUGACACCAGGGACACCAGUACAGACCAGUACAGACCAGUUUGGGACUGGGAUGGUCCCAGUAACACCAGUAUGGCACCAGUACAGACCAGUUUGGGACUGGGAUGGUCCCAGUAACACCAGUAUGGCACCAGUACAGACCAGUUUGGGACUGGGACGGGACUGGGAUGGUCCCAGUGACACCGGGGACACCAGUAUGGGACUGGGAUCAUCCCAGUGACCUCCCAGUAACACCAGUUUGGGACUGGGAUGGUCCCAGUGACACCAGUGACACCAGUGUGGCACCAGUACAGACCAGUUUGGGACUGGGACAGGACUGGGAGUGUCCCAGUGACACCGGGGACACCAGUGUGGCACCAGUACGGACCAGUACGGGACUGGGAUGGUCCCACUGACACCAGUUUGGGACUGGGAGUGUCCCAGUAACACCAGGGACACCAGUGUGGCACCAGUACAGACCAGUUUGGGACUGGGACGGGACUGGGAGUGUCCCAGUGACACCGGGGACACCAGUAUGGGACUGGGAUCAUCCCAGUGACCUCCCAGUAACACCAAUUUGGGACUGGGAUGGUCCCAGUGACACCAGGGACACCAGUACAGACCAGUACAGACCAGUUUGGGACUGGGAUGGGACUGGGAGUGUCCCAGUGACACCAGUGUGGCACCAGUACGGACCAGUUUGGGACUGGGACGAGACUGGGAUGGUCCCAGUGACACCAGUACAGACCAGUACGGCACUGGGAGUGUCCAAGUUUAGGACUGGGAGUGUCCCAGUAACACCAGUAUAAAUCAGUAUGGGACUGGGAUUGUCCCAGUUUGCGACUGGGAUCAUCCCAGUGACCUCCCAGUGCUCCCAGUUUGGAACUGGGACCCUCUCAGUGCCACCAGUGCUCCCAGUAUGGGACUGGGACCAUCCCAGUAUGGGACUAGAACUGUCCCAGUGACACCAGUUUGAGAUUGGGAUCAUCCCAGUGCUCCCAGUAUGGGACUGGGACCCUCCCAGUGCUCCCAGUUUGGAACUGGGACCCUCCCAGUGCACCCAGUUUGGGACUGGGAUUGUCCCAGUGCUCCCAGUUUGGGACUGGGACCCUCCCAGUGCUCCCAGUUUGGGCUGGGCUGAAUUUCCUGGGAAUUGCCCCAAAAUUUCCCCCCCAAAUCCCAAAUUUUGGUCCCUUCCCCAAAACCAAAAUUCCCGAAUUUUAAAGCUCCAAAGUUUUUACUGGAUUUGUUCUCAAGUUUUGUUCAUUGAAGGGAAAAAUUCCCAAAAAAAAAAAAAAAGAAAAAAAGGAAACAAAAAAAAUCCCCAAACUUGGGAAAAAAUGGGAAAAAAAAAAAAAGGGGGGGAAAUUGGGGAAUCUCCCAAAAUUCCCAAAAAAAUCCCAAAAAUUUGGGGCUGGGAUUGGGGUGUGGGGAGGAAAUUCCUGAAAUAAAUUCCAGAGAAAACCCAAAAA
Molecule: messenger RNA, 2712 nt
Organism: Melospiza melodia melodia
Lineage: Eukaryota; Metazoa; Chordata; Aves; Passeriformes; Passerellidae
Product: microspherule protein 1-like
Exons: 11
Coding region: 79-894 (271 amino acids)
Biological process (GO): positive regulation of transcription by RNA polymerase II
Cellular component (GO): Ino80 complex; MLL1 complex; NSL complex
Molecular function (GO): protein binding; G-quadruplex RNA binding
Source: RefSeq, a predicted model, not a curated record